AUAAUGUACUGUAUAUUGUGUUGCAGGUGCUUGAUAAUGUACAGUACAUUGUGUUGCAGGUGUGUGAUGCUCUCUAGUGGAUGAGAGCCCGUAGCCCUGCUAUACGUUGGAGGAUGUCUGCGUCUGACUCCGAUUACUCAAUAGACUACCUGGCCAGCGACAGUGAGGAUAAUGACAACGACAGUGGCGUGGGACUGAGCCCCGACGGACACACAGUCGACAGUGCCAGGACGGCACCUUCGUCCUCCUUACCCCCACCCUCAUCAUCAUCAUCAUCAUCAUUAAGGGACUCUCCCAGUAACACCGACUGUGGUUCUUCGAAGGACGGGAUCUCUAGGCUAAACAGGAAUUCCAACCAUGAGGACCCCCAUAGGCUGAGCAGUGACACGGGAGAUUUCGGGGACUCUGGCCUCAGUAGGGAUGGGUACAGUGAUAAUUCCAACGAUGUUGACCCUCGACUGAGCAGCAGGGACAGAGAUUCUAGUUGUGGCGGCACCCCUCCAGCCACCUACGAGGGGGGCCGCUGCCCCAGUGAGACCCAGAGAUAUAGCUGGCCCACUGAGGCCAGUGAGACGCAGGAAUAUAGUCCUACUGUGUAUGGUCAGCAGCAGCAGAGACUGUCAUGGAGCCCGACGUCCUCCUCUCAAGCCUGGGAUAGAAGCAGCAGACCGAGACAGUCAUGGAGCCCGACGUCCUCCUCUCAAGCCUGGGAUAGAAGCAGCAGACCGAGACAGUCAUGGAGCCCGACGUCCUCCUCUCAAGCCUGGGAUAGAAGCAGUAGACCGAGACAGUCAUGGAGCCCGACGUCCUCCUCUCAAACCUGGGAUAGAAGCAGCGGACAGAGUGGCACUGAGAAGCCUGGGCAGGGCAGGAAGAGGGCACACGGCCAUGGAUGGCACCCAGGAGACCAGUAUGAAGGCUGUAGGAACAGAGACACACCGAAACCUGGGGAGCCUGAGAAGGAUCAGCUGUUUGCCCAGAAGUGUAUGGAGCUCCAGCGCUACCUCCAUCCCCUGUCUUCCAUCCUGGGAGGCCUGCGCUCUGGGAGGUACUCAGAACGUCUUAGCAGUUUCCAGGAGAGCGUUGCUAUGGACCGGAUCCAGAGAAUAAUGGGAGUCCUCCAGAACCCAAACAUGGGUGAGCGCUACAUCAGUGUCAUCCUGAAGAUGGAAGCGAUGCUCCAUAGCUGGUUUCCUCAAGUCAGAGCCCGCCGAGACCCAGACCCAGACCAGCACACUGACAGCCAGGAAGAGCACCACACUCCAGCUAAGAGACACAAGCAGUGCCAUGCCCCAGCCCAUCCACCCCCUCCAGCCUCUCCUCCCAUCGUCUCCCCUCCAGAGGGUGACCACCACCCAGCCCUGCGAGCCUCCGACGGACCUCUACCUGGCUCCUUCCCUUACUCCUCUGCCACUCAUCUCAAAUGUCUCCACACUGCCCUCAUCUGCUCCUCCAAGACAGAGACAGAGACAGCCCAGCAAGAGCCACCGGGCCUGGGCAGGCCCUCCACCGCCUGCUCCCUGGGAUCCAACCGCCCAGCCGACGACCAGGAACAGACCCAAGACGACGCGGUGUCCUCCAGCACCGACCCCCAGGGGAGCCCUGUGGACUCCCACCUCCAGACCCACCCCUACAGAGUCAGACCCCGAGCCCAUCGACGAGGGCCUCCGUCGGGGAAGAUCAGCUCACCCUGCCUGGAGAGGCUGCUCCAGUCCAAGGAGAGCAUCAUCGCACCCAGAAACACGGGAGGUGAUAGUCCUGGUGGUGGUGGUGGGGAGAGCAGCCGCUCGUAACAGCUGGACCCAGACAUGGUCCAUGGAGGAGAUAAGGACUGAUCUGGGUACAGAGUUGACCCGGGAGAGACACAGCUGUAUCUUUCCACAACAGGCUCUCCAAUACAGCAGAGGGCAAAGGUCGGUGUCUGAGCGGGGCGCGACAGUGGCUGUCUCUUUAAGAGCUGUGCGUCAUGUGAUCCAUUAUGUGAUCAUACUAGCUGCAGUAAAACACUGAGACAUGGAGGACAGGAUAUAUAUUAUAGACCUGCAGUAAGACACUGAGACAUGGAGAAGAGGAGAUUUAAGAAACAAAACCAAGCUUAGUCUGUCUGCCCUCAGAAUAACAAACAAAACUAACCUUGGUUUUGUUUGUUAUCUUGAGGACAGAGAGAGAGAGGGAGGAG
Messenger RNA from Salvelinus namaycush (lake trout), 2179 nucleotides. RefSeq names its product cell wall protein RBR3. Gene Ontology annotation, molecular function: RNA polymerase II cis-regulatory region sequence-specific DNA binding. NCBI's taxonomy places the organism in Eukaryota, Metazoa, Chordata, Actinopteri, Salmoniformes, Salmonidae. Gene Ontology annotation, biological process: negative regulation of DNA-templated transcription; circadian regulation of gene expression. The coding region runs from base 81 to 1793 and encodes 570 amino acids. The record is from RefSeq and is a predicted model, not a curated record. The transcript has 5 exons. Gene Ontology annotation, cellular component: nucleus.